UAACGGUUUUAGGAGAGUUUGGGAAGAGGGACUACAGAGAUAUUAUGCUGCACCGGGGAGAGGCAGGGCGCUGUUGGCUAUGCCAGGUUUCGGAAGACAAUUAGGAAACAUGUCGCGACUGUAAGCGAUAUUAAAGAUCAACACCGCUAUUUGUUCUGGCGAUAAAGAUUAUUUCCUGUUUGUUUUUUAUUUUUGGGUGGUUUUCUUUUUUUUUUUUUUUUCAUGAAGCCCGUCUAAAUUGGAUAUCGAAGAGGGCGGGAGAGUCUGAGCAACAAGUGGAAUUUGCCGUGGAGAUUUUCUUCCUAUCACCAGCUAUGGAAGAGCACAAGGAGCCCAGCAGCAGCCGGGACUCGACCGAGGACGACAGCAUGUCCCUGUCGCCGAACCUCCCAUCCCCUGCCAUUAUCUUACCCCACCAAGUCGCCCAGCAGGCCCACAGAACCACGAACUUUUUUAUAGACAACAUCCUCCGGCCGGACUUCGGCUGCAGAAAGGAGUCUAGCUGCCGCGACCGGAGCCAGACGCCGGGCAGAGAGAACGUGAACCCGCUGGGAGCGAGGCCGACGCUCACCGGCAGCCUCUGCCUGGACUCCAACUGCAGCAGCGACAGCACCUCGUCGUCGCCUUCCUCGUCGUCUUCCACGUCCUCGUCGCCGUCGUCCAAGCAGAAUUCGUCGAAACAAGGCGAAGCAGCGAGCAACGGGACUGGCAGAUACGCGGACAGCCCCUCGUCGAUUAUGGUUAUUAGCGGCAACAACGGAGCGUCUCCUCCGAUAACGAAGGAGAGCCAGCCGCUCCUGUGGCCCGCUUGGGUUUACUGUACGCGGUACUCGGACCGACCCUCAUCUGUUUCCACGCCAGGCCCAAGGACACGGAAACUGAAAAAGAAGAAGAGCAGCAAGGAGGACAAGCGGCCCAGGACAGCGUUCACGGCCGAGCAGCUGCAGAGACUCAAAACCGAGUUUCAGGCGAACCGGUACAUAACGGAGCAGCGGAGACAGUCUCUGGCCCAGGAACUCAACCUGAACGAGUCCCAGAUUAAAAUCUGGUUCCAGAAUAAGCGGGCUAAAAUUAAGAAAGCCACCGGCUACAAGAACGGCCUGGCCCUGCAGCUCAUGGCUCAAGGACUUUACAACCACUCAACGACCACCGUGCAGGAGGAGAAGGAGGAGAGCGAGUAAAGGAGGCCCGGACACUUUCCCCACGGGGCCGCCGUCUGACUCUUUUGGAAAUAAAAGAAGGGGGAAAAAAAGAACUGGAAGUUGGGAAAGGCUAUUUAAAAACACAGAUUUCUGUUUAUGGUAACAGUAUAUGGACAUAAUUAUAUAAAUGGACGAUCGUUAUUAAAGUUUAUAUAGCCACAGUUAUCAUGUUGUAUACAGUAUAUUUGAUUUCAGGAUCAUCUCUCAUCCGGUUAUUUCCAGUCUGUUUUUAGGAUGUCUGGCUCUAUAGGUUCUCGUGCUCCUCUGUCUCCUCCUCCCUUUAUGUUUGCGCCAUAUUUUCCUUCAACAAAUCAGACUCAAAACAAGCCAAAGAUUUUAAUAUGUUCACAUGUAGUAUGAAAUAAAAAGAAAAAAGGAUAACGGACUAAAUUAUUCUUUCUUUUUCCAUCCGUUCACAAGGAUGAGGGCGGAUUAUAAACAUUUGGAAAUAAAAUAUCACAUUAUUAUUUAUGGUUUUAACAUCCAUGUGAACGUCUAAGAGCACAAUUAAUAGGAGCCUUUACAAUUGUUCAGUUGAUAGUUCAUAUAGGCUAUAGGUUAUAACGUGUUUAUGGUUUUGAUAUUUAAGAGAAGUCUCCCUCAGUUCUUGUUUCACGGACUCUUGUUUCUCCUUUUGAAUAACAUUUCACCUAUUAAACUAUUCUGGUCACCUGUAAGUGUGCCCAUCUCUGCUCUGCUUUACUCAGAUUAGCUUCUUUAACCUUCAGACAAAUCAUAUUUUCAUGAUGUGAGGAAGGGUCUGUGUGCCGCACAGAGGCCCUGCCAUCAAACCCAGAAAGGAGGACUGGUUUGGACCCUGGCCCUGGGUGACC
Melanotaenia boesemani (Boeseman's rainbowfish) is the source of this 2035-nucleotide messenger RNA. RefSeq names its product homeobox protein engrailed-1-B-like. Gene Ontology annotation, cellular component: nucleus. Lineage: Eukaryota; Metazoa; Chordata; Actinopteri; Atheriniformes; Melanotaeniidae. Gene Ontology annotation, molecular function: RNA polymerase II cis-regulatory region sequence-specific DNA binding; DNA-binding transcription factor activity, RNA polymerase II-specific. The transcript has 2 exons. The record is from RefSeq and is a predicted model, not a curated record. The coding region runs from base 315 to 1181 and encodes 288 amino acids. Gene Ontology annotation, biological process: regulation of transcription by RNA polymerase II; neuron differentiation; multicellular organism development.